Hevea brasiliensis (rubber tree) is the source of this 883-nucleotide messenger RNA. RefSeq lists its product as uncharacterized. The transcript has 3 exons. NCBI's taxonomy places the organism in Eukaryota, Viridiplantae, Streptophyta, Magnoliopsida, Malpighiales, Euphorbiaceae. The record is from RefSeq and is a predicted model, not a curated record. Bases 295 to 579 code for a protein of 94 amino acids.
CACCCAAAAAAAAGAAAACAGUAAACCGGGCGGACCGGUUACUGCAAGCCGCCGAGACUGAGACCACUCAGAUCUCAAACCAGUGCGCACAGGGAAAGCGGAGCCCUUGGUUCGCAUUUUUCUUGCGGAUUCGAUCUUCUGGGAGUCUUCUAUUCAUCAGUUAUUAGGGUUUUCUACUCUAUCCAUGCCUUCUCAAUGUUGAUCAACUUUUUCACUGAAUUGGCCAAAAGCGAGACAGGUUUGAAGUGGGUUGCUAGUUUUUAUAUCAGGGGAAAAAAGGGCCAAUAAUCAGAAAUGGCAGGACUGAAUAAUCCUAAGCAUCUUGAGGACUGCUCGGUUGCCAACGCAUUAGGCACAUGGUUCUUCUCAGUGGCAGGGGCUUUGGUAGCUAUCCCAGUAGGGAUAAAACGGAAGUCUUUAGCACCGCUUGUGUUCUUUGGCACAACAGGCACAAUGCUUGAUAUUAUCAUGGGAAUCAGUCAAUGUGAAAGAGAACAUGCAGAACGCCAAGCCAAGUUACUAGAGGCCCAGAAUUCUGUAGGGGAACCAUCUUUUUCAGAAACAGGAUCUGAGUCUUGAUUCUAAGCUGGUAUAGGCAUGAGCUUAUGCUACUUGGCAUAAGAGAAAGAUCUGUUUCUUUGGUGGGAAUUCAGUGUGCACUUUUUUGCAUUAUUAAUCAUCUCUCAAAAGUUAUUUUAUUUUAUUUUAUUUCUAUUUAACUUCAUAAGAUCAGCAAAAGACCUAUCAUGAUGCAAUAAAAACAUGGGUUUUGCUUAGAAGUUGCAUCAUUGAUUUGUUUUCUUAAAAAUAGUCGAUUUAUGGGGGCUGAAAACGUGUUCAAAUGCCUUAGAAGAAGCAGAGAUAAUUCUCAUUUGUGGUUGUU